CAGAGCCUGCAGAAGUGGGGGGGCUCUGGGGUCGCUUCCCUGGUGGCGGGGAGAGAGUCAGGAUCCCUCUGGGACUGGCAGGGAAGAUUGACAAGAGCCAUGCCCGGGAGGCUGCAUUCACACAACGCAGGGCGUUCGGCUUUCCCCGAGAAACGGGCAGAAUGGCAGCUUCAGGAGCUGUCGAUGGGAAAUUCCUGCAACAAGGUUGGAGGAGCCAGCUGCCCCCUUGCUCACUGACAGAUGGUGAUCUGUCUGCUUAUCCUGGCUUGGCUAACCUUCUUAUGGUUCUGACAAAGCAUAUGGAUUCUUCGGGGAUGAGCAUCGCUUUGGCCCAGCCGUUGGAAGAGGCAACGAAAGAAUUACAAAUGCACCGGGCAAACUGGUUAAAGUGGGAAGCGUUACAGCGACUUUUGCAGGAAGCUUUGUUGGAAUUGGGAGCUGAUCCGGCCCCCCAGGACAAAAAAUUCCUGGAAACCCUGGAGCACCAGCUUCUAGUAGCGGAGUUAAAGCGUGUGCUUGAUCUUGAUUCUUCUCUGCAAAACAGCCGUCCGUCUGUCUUAGGCUUGGAACCCGCUAAUUUAACGGAGUUUCUCCCUGCUCACCAAGAACUGGAGCAAAUGCAGAAGCGCCUCCCUACCGAGCUGGAGAAACUUCUGAAGGCCAAAUGCUUGGCUCUGCUCGGCUACUAUCGCCCUGAGAGUGAUAGUGCUGGAGGAGCAGCCCAGAGUAUUAUGCUUGGCACCCUGGCAGAGAGUCUAGCGACCGAGAAGCAGCAUUUGAAGGAGGCCAGAGCUCAACAGGAAGAACUUAUAGGAUGCCUGGAGCAGCAAAAAGCUGCUUAUCCCCAGGUCCUGUUACGUUGCUUAGCCCUGCUGAAACGCUUGGCCCGUGAAUUUCGCCUCGGUGUCCAGUCCGAACUUGACCAGCUCAACACCCAGUAUCUGGAGAUUAAAUGCAGCGCCAUGUUCCUCAAGAUACGGCUUGAGGAAUUGAACAUCCUUUUGGAAACCUACACACCUGAGAAAGUGAACGUGCAUCGGAUGAUGAGGGACAACUUGCAGGCCAGCCUGAGCCAAGAAGAACAAGAUCUAGCCGCUUCCCGCAAGAUCCUUUCGAACUACGAGAUACUUGGCCCCGAAUUUGAGGAAUUGGUGAAAGAAUACACAAGGUUGCAAGCAGUGAUUGAGAACCGGCGCUGGGUGCUGACGGAAUUCAACAAAGACUGAAGUGGCUGAAGUGUUUGGACAGCGGCCGUUUGCACACUGUUAGUGGAUAAUAGAAAUGUCACGCAAUAAAGCUUGGAAGACAAAUAA
Python bivittatus (Burmese python) is the source of this 1313-nucleotide messenger RNA. RefSeq names its product HAUS augmin like complex subunit 4 (gene HAUS4). The record is from RefSeq and is a predicted model, not a curated record. Gene Ontology annotation, molecular function: microtubule minus-end binding. Lineage: Eukaryota; Metazoa; Chordata; Lepidosauria; Squamata; Pythonidae. Gene Ontology annotation, biological process: spindle assembly; centrosome cycle. Gene Ontology annotation, cellular component: HAUS complex.